Paramacrobiotus metropolitanus is the source of this 1914-nucleotide messenger RNA. Its product is annotated as FAS-associated factor 2-like. The transcript has 13 exons. Gene Ontology annotation, cellular component: endoplasmic reticulum. Gene Ontology annotation, molecular function: ubiquitin binding. The record is from RefSeq and is a predicted model, not a curated record. Lineage: Eukaryota; Metazoa; Tardigrada; Eutardigrada; Parachela; Macrobiotidae. Bases 250 to 1683 code for a protein of 477 amino acids.
GCCGUGCAGCUUUCGCUUUUGAUUUCUCGUUUAAAUUUUAGUUUGUUUUCUCAUAAGUUUCAUAAAUUUUUAAACACUUAAUAAGUGAUUUUAGAUUUUCCAUGGUCGUUAUUCUUGGAUUUUAAGUGUAAGAAGGCAGUUUCGACAUUUUGGAAUUCGUUGAUCAGCGCGAUGGUCAUUUAAGUCUGGAUAUUCUUGGGCAAAGCUGUUGCGCUCUCGUGUGGGUUGCUCAACCCAAAAUCCAAUACCAUGGACGAGGAUGAGGAUAAGGAAUUGACCGCAGAGCAGACUGACAUCUUGAUUAAUUUUCAGAACUUAUCGGGAUUAGACGAUUUAAAUCAUUGCCGACAGAUCCUAGAACGCAGUGGCUGGGAUCCGAAUAUUGCCGUUCAACACAUAUUUGGUGAGCCAGAGCCAGCUGUCGAAGAUACCCAAGAACGAGGAAUGGGAGAAGGAUCACUGCAUGAACCGGUGUCUCCACGUUCUCCUGCAUCCGCCACGCCCCGCGUUGCCAUAUCUCCUUCCACUCACAGGUCAUACGAAGGUGGACCAGCCCCCAUCGAACGGUGGGGCUGGAUGGAAUGGGUCAGGGCCGGGGCGGUGUUUCCUUUCCGUUUUGUAUUCAACUCGAUAUACGAGAUUCUGAAGUUUGUGUGGUCGUUUUUUGCGUCUGGAAAUCCCCGUUUUGCCCCCAGCACUCCAGUUCAAGAUGUUCAAAAGUUUAUCGAGGACUUCGAACACAAAUAUGGUGUACAACAUCCUGUUUUCUACCGCGGAGGUUACAAAGAGGCAUAUAGCGAUGCCAAGAAAGAGCUGCGUUUUCUUCUCUUGUAUUUGCAUCAGGAUAGCGACAGCGAUUCCGAUCGUUUUUGCGCAGAUGCUUUAACCAACCCGGAAGUUGUGGCACUGAUAAACUCUAAAACACUCUUCUGGGCUUGUUCUACGCAGUUGUCGGAGGGAUACAAAGUUGCUCAAGCGCUUCAAGCUACUCGAUUCCCAUCCUUGGGCCUGAUAGCUUGCAAAAGUGGCCAAAUGACCCUUGUGGGACGUCUUCAUGGCUAUCAUGCUCCACGGGAGCUGAUUGAUCGACUGAAUCAGUUGUUUUCCGCCAAUGAUCGGCAUUUAAACGCCGCGCGGAUGGAACGCCGGCAAUUGGAUAUGAAUCAAACAUUACGAAGAGAGCAAGACGAAGCGUACCAGAAGUCUUUGAAGGCAGACCAGGAUAAGGCACGGUCUAAGUUGGAAGAAAAAAUGCGAAAAGAAAUGGAGGAAAGGCACCAAAGAGAAGAAGCCGAGCGUCAAGAAAGAGAGGAAAAAAUGCGAGGCGAGAAUUUGGCAUACCGCAAACAAGAAGCUUUUAAAAAAAUGCCAAGAGAGCCCGAAGAAAAUGCCACGGAUAUGUGCCGAGUUAGUAUAAAAUUACCGGAUGGGAAAAAUUUGAAGCGACGAUUUCUGAAAUCCGAUACAGUUGCGGAUCUGUAUAACUACAUCUUUUCCCAACCGGAUGCUCCAGAGCAUUUCGAAGUUUUCACCAGUUACCCUCGAAAAUCCAUUGAUUGUAAACCUGAUACAAAUAAGGUGAUUGCUACGCUUGAUCCGGGGAACGCAAUUGCCUUGAUAGUAGAAGAGAAAGAGCUGGAAAGUGAUUCCGAGAGUGAUUUACGAACGACGACACCCAGAUGAAUACUGGACUUUCACUACUCAUUGUGACUGUCGGUCAGAUUGGACCUAGUGAAUUUGGACGUUAAAUCAGUUCUGUAGACUUUCCGUCUGGUUUCAUUACUGAUCUGUUUUACUUGUUGUGGUGUUUGGCAGUUUUAUCUGUGGUGUUUUAAGGGUUCUGUAAAUUUGUUUUUAUUUCACAAUAUUGAGCAGUGGUAUCGAACGCAUUCAGUGAAUUACUUGUGGUAGUAG